UCUCAAAACGGGGAGUGAUCUUCUACUGUAUAGACUGACUGUUUAGUUAAAGUGUUCAGUUAGGCCUGUAUUAUUCGUGGGUAAAUUAGGAUCGUAGAAGAUAAUGCAUAUGUUACUGAACGAUCAUCAUAUAUGCGACGCAGAAUACUGGAGAUUAUUUUUGUUCGUAAAAAGUUAUAUAUUCAGGUCUUCAUAGUUUUAUUGAUAAUAUUGAUGUCAAGAUAGGGCGAAAAUUGUGGACGCUCUGGAACAACAGUGCUUUCAUUCGCGACCUGAUUUUUGGAUGACACUGUGUGAGAGGGGUACGCUGGACGAAUGAGUUCAUGGAUUUACACAGACUGUCAUCUUGUGAAAUGUCAUUCAACUAAACCGUAUAUGAUCAGAAAGCAACGGAAAAUAUAUUGUAGUUUAAAUUUUCAACGGGACAAACUAUCCUCUCAGAAACAACGGAAUCCAUGAGGGAUUUAUAUCAGGGGACAGUUGCAAGGGAUUCAAAAUGAAGCUGAAAUCUUCUCGAUUAGGUUAUCUGUUGCUCCAAUUAAUGACGCUGUUUUUUUACACACAGACAGCCAUGCAGUCUGUGUCCGUCCCGAAUUUCAAGCACCAUGUAACGGAACACAGCCGUUUAUCGGACAGGAUGAGUCGAAGAUUAACGAGAACGUAUCAGCUGUACAGUCGGACGAGCGGAAAGCAUGUCCAGGUCCUUGGAAACAAGAGAGUCGUCGCAAACGGCGAGGAUGGUGAUAUCCACGCCAAACUCAUUGUGGAGACGGACACGUUUGGGAGUCGGAUUCGCAUCCGCGGGGCCAAAACAGGCUUCUACAUAUGUAUGAACAAGAAAGGAAAGCUGGUUGGGCGGCGGAAGGGCCGUGGCAGGGACUGCAUCUUUACUGAGAUUGUCCUGGAAAACAACUACACGGCAUUGCAGAAUGCCAAAUACAAAGGCUGGUACAUGGCCUUCACGCGCAAGGGCCGGCCCAGGAAGGCCGCACGUACCCGUCAGCACCAGCGGGAGGCGCACUUCAUGAAGCGUCUGCCCCGUGGGCACUUGCUAACGGAGCCCAGACCCUUCGACGUCGUCCCCUAUCAGUUCAGCAAGCGGUCUAAAGCAGGUCAUCGGCCUGGCGUGAACUGAGGACAACCACUGGCACAUGCAUGCACACUAACACACACACACACACACAAACAGACAUGUACACUGCCACUUAUUGCAGAGCAAGGAAACACUUCUCUAUGAAGACCUCUCAGUCCUCUUGUACAAUAGCUUGAACAAUCAAACAAGAAUGCUAUCUUAUUUUGAGUGUAAGUCUAAGUUAAAUGCAGAUUUACAAAACAUCCCCACAGACUCAUGAAGAGACGAAAUUGUUUUUCUCCUUGCUGUUGCUGUCUUUCUUGAGCAGCUGUAACAGAAGCAAAAUUAAGAAACCUAGGCAUAAGCCUAGAAACUGUUGUGAAAUCAGCUUAAAUUGAGAAGACAAUGUUAAACUAAUCAGGAAAGGCCACUGGUUAAUUAAUAGUUGUCGGCGGAUCUCUGGGAAUGGGACAGUACAAUACACACAUGGCAGCUACCGUACACUGAUCAAUCGCAGUCACAUGAUUCAGCAACCUCUCCGGUGAACUUACAGAAGUUCAUUUAUGAAGUCUUUCAAGAUGCAUCCGUCUCCUCUCCAUUCUCAAUUUGAAUAUAUAUUUUUAUUAGAAAAAGUUUUAAAAGGAUGGAAAUAUUUAUUGUAGAGUGUGUAUUAAAUCUGUAAGUGUACUGAUUCAGAAUGUUUCUCUUUUCAUUUAGAGUGA
Molecule: messenger RNA, 1794 nt
Organism: Electrophorus electricus (electric eel)
Lineage: Eukaryota; Metazoa; Chordata; Actinopteri; Gymnotiformes; Gymnotidae
Gene: fgf8b
Product: fibroblast growth factor 8b
Molecular function (GO): growth factor activity
Source: RefSeq, a predicted model, not a curated record